Puccinia triticina is the source of this 486-nucleotide messenger RNA. RefSeq lists its product as uncharacterized. The transcript has 3 exons. Bases 1 to 486 code for a protein of 161 amino acids. The record is from RefSeq and is a predicted model, not a curated record. Lineage: Eukaryota; Fungi; Basidiomycota; Pucciniomycetes; Pucciniales; Pucciniaceae.
AUGCCAGCUUCCGACCGGAAUGCUCAAGACUCGCGCCAUGGCAGAUCUCGAAGAUGCCUGUAUUCGAGGUCUACCGUGGGGGAAAAAGCAAUGAGCAUCUCGUUUGCAAGCGGGGAUCGUUCGGGUUAUCCUGCCGCAAGUAGCGCGACGCAGGCACAUGGAGCGAAGGAUCCUUGCUGUGGCAGACCGCCCACGGCAAUCCUAUCCGUCACCGUCAUUACCCGUCUCGCUGACAUCGAUCCAAGACCCGAAGAUUACCGCAGCUCCCAGGCUAAUGGCGCGGCAGACCACCCAGGCUGCUCCGCCCAGCAAAUCCGCCUCUUUGACCUGAUGGGGGGUCCUCGAAUCCGCCAGCGACUGUGCAAAGGCGGCGUUCUUUCCUUCAGGGUAUGUGCACACCUCAAGCGUGCGAUCGAGAAUGGCAGUACCGCAAAUAAUCGCCUUACUCGGAGCUCCGCCGCGCCCGGCUGUGCACAUUCGCGAUAG